CGUCCGCGGAGGAGCCCGUUCCGGACGUGUCACCCACGUGGACUCACACCCCGCGUGGCCUUCCGUGUCCGGGUCCCUCCCUGAGCGCCGUGGGCUCGGGGUCCGUCCCGGGGCCGCACGUGUGGACACCUCGCUCCCGCGCGCGGCCGAGGCACGCUCCCGUGCGUGGGGGACACGCUGUGGGUAUCCGUUCGCCGGCUGAUGCCCGCGUGAGCAGGUGCCGCUUCCUGGCCCUUAGGAGCGCUGCUGCUGCGAACGUCUUGUGCAGGCGUGUGCUCAGUUCUCCGGGGCGCGGGGCCCGCCGUGGACAGACGCCUCCGGCGCGCCCCGCGUGCUAAUGCCUCCCCCGCCCGCAGGUGCCCGCGAGGAUGGUGGCGCGGCCCUAGGCCCAGGCUCCGCACCAUGACCUGCUGGCUGUGCGUCCUGAGCCUGCAGCUCCUGCUCCUGCCCGCCGCCCCGCCCCCGGCCGGCGGCUGCCCGGCCCGCUGCGAGUGCACGGUGCAGACGCGCGCCGUGGCCUGUGCCCGGCGCCGGCUGACGGCCGUGCCCGACGGCAUCCCGGCCGAGACGCGCCUGCUGGAGCUCAGCCGCAACCGCAUCCGCUGCCUGAACCCGGGCGACCUGGCCGCGCUGCCGCUGCUGGAGGAACUGGACCUGAGCGAGAACGUGAUCGCGCACGUGGAGCCGGGCGCCUUCGCCAACCUGCCGCGCCUGCGCGUCCUGCGCCUGCGCGGGAACCUGCUCAAGCUCAUCCCGCCCGGGGUCUUCACGCGCCUGGACAACCUCACGCUGCUGGACCUGAGCGAGAACAAGCUGGUCAUCCUCCUGGACUACACCUUCCAGGACCUGCGCAGCCUCCGCCAGCUGGAGGUGGGCGACAACCACCUGGUGUUCAUCUCGCGCCGGGCCUUCGCGGGGCUGCUGGCCCUCGAGGAGCUGACCCUCGAGCGCUGCAACCUCACGGCGCUGUCGGGAGAGUCUCUGGGCCACCUGCGGGGCCUGGGCGCCCUGCGGCUGCGGCACCUGGCCAUCGCCGCCCUGGAGGACCAGAAUUUCCGGAGGCUCCCGGGCCUGCUGCACCUGGAGAUCGACGACUGGCCGCUGCUGGAGGAGGUGGCCGCCGGCAGCCUGCAGGGUCUCAACCUGACCUCGCUGUCCGUCACGCACACCAACAUCACCGCCGUGCCGGCAGCCGCGCUCCGCCACCAGGCCCACCUCACCUGCCUCAACCUGUCCCACAACCCCAUCAGCACGGUGCCGCGCGGCUCCUUCCGCGACCUGGUCCGCCUGCGCGAGCUGCACCUGGCCGGCGCCCUGCUGGCCGUGGUGGAGCCGCAGGCCUUCCUGGGGCUGCGGCAGAUCCGCCUGCUCAACCUCUCCAACAACCUGCUGUCCACGCUGGAGGAGAGCACCUUCCACUCGGUCAACACGCUGGAGACGCUGCGCGUGGACGGGAACCCGCUGGCCUGCGACUGCCGCCUGCUCUGGAUCGUGCAGCGCCGGAAGACCCUCAACUUCGACGGGCGGCUGCCGGCCUGCGCCACCCCGGCCGAGGUCCGCGGCGACGCGCUGCGCACCCUGCCCGACUCGGUGCUCUUCGAGUACUUCGUGUGUCGCAAGCCCAAGAUCCGCGAGCGGCGGCUGCAGCGCGUCUCGGCCGCGGCGGGCGACGACGUGCGCCUCCAGUGCCGCGCCGAGGGCGAGCCGGCGCCCACCGUGGCCUGGGUGACGCCCCGGCACCGCGCCGUGCCCGCCGCCGGCGCGGGGCGCGCGCGCGUGCUGCCCGGGGGCACGCUGGAGAUCCGGGGCGCGCGCCCGCAGGACAGCGGCGCGUACACGUGCGUGGCCAGCAACGCGGGCGGCAACGACACGUACUUCGCCACGCUGACCGUGCAGCCCGAGCCGGCCGCCGACCGCAGCGCGAGCGAGGGCCGCAACGAGACGCAGGCGGCCGCCCGCUUCCCGCUGGACCUCACCACCAUCCUGGUGUCCACCGCCAUGGGCUGCAUCACCUUCCUGGGCGUCGUCCUCUUCUGCUUCCUGCUGCUCUUCGUGUGGAGCCGCGGCCGCGGGCAGCACAAAAGCAGUUUCUCGGUGGAGUACUCCUUCCGCAAGGUGGACGGGCCGGCCGCGGCCGCCGGGCAGGGCGGCGCCCGCAAGUUCACCAUGAAGAUGAUCUGACGGCGCGGGCCCAGCGCCCGCCGCCCGCCCGCCCGCCCGCCCGACGACCACCUAUGCAUUUCCCGACGCGGCCCCGCGGCCGCCUCCCGGCAGAACUGCCCCCUUUUUUGGUAGAGACACGACCACAGGACUGUUUUUUCAUCAGGACUCACGUUUUGCAUAGUUUCUCAAGCAUUUUCUAAAGGUUUCACCCUGUCUUCCUGCCCCUGCUGUGGUCCCUGAGCUGGGGGGGCGGGGGGGGGGCGGAGCUCGGAGACCCCAGAGCCCUCACUGUGGGUGGUUCACACCCCAGGGCGGGGCAGGGGGGGUGGCACACACAGCAGCUGCCCCAGGGUCCCCCAACACCUCUCACACCUUAAGGGACGAUCGCCCACAUCCAGGACGUGGGGGGCUGCCCAGCCCCCAGGGGAGGCACACCUGGACGCCCCACACCUCUCAUCAAGCACACAGGUGUUCAACCCAGGACACACUCUUGGACACACAGCUCCAAAACAGGACGCACACACACCUCUACCCAGCUGACCAUAAACAGGUGCCCCAGGCUGCAGAGCCCACCUCGGGCACACAGGGCUCUCGUGAGAGCACAACGCACACCUGGGACAUACCCUACUCACACUCAGGACACACCCAGCUCACACCUGGGACACACACAUACCACACUUGAGACACACACAGCUCCCAGCCAGGACAUGCUCAGCUCACACCCAAACACGCAGUUCACACUCGAGACACACACAGCUUAGACCCAGCUGACGCUAAACGUGUGCCCCAGGCUGCAGAGCCCGCUGUGGGGACCCAGGGCUCUCCUGAGAGCCCAACUCACGCCUGGGACAAACAGCUCACACUUGGGACGUGCACAGAUCAUGCCUGAGACACACUCAGCUCCCACCCAGCUCCUGCUCAGCUGGCCGUCUCUGGGGGAACCUCUGGGGCUGCACUAAGGUCUUGCAGAGCAGGUACUGCCCAGCACACGGCAUGCUAGCCCAUGCCCCUGCCCCCAGACUCUCCCCCACGCCAGGACUCACUGGCCCAGCAGGGCGGGCUGCCCACUAGGAGAAGCCAUCUCCCCCGCUUCCUCUGCCACCACCAAUAGCUACCGUUUGCUUCCUCUGCCCACGCCCCUGGGACCCGCUGCACAUGUGGAGAAUGAGGCCUGAGAGUGUGGCAGGUUCUCGGGGUCCCCGUUCAGUGCAUUACAGGGGCAACAAUGGAGAACAAGGCCAGGACAGGGUGCAGGCUGCAGGGGGAUCUGGACCUGCGUUCUUGGGAGAAGAUGGUAGGCACACCUCGGUCUCUGCCGCUUUGGGGCAGAGCUAGGGCUGGGGAGUAAGGGAGCACAGGCGGACGGAAGCUAAGGUUAAGAAAGAACUUCCCCAUCAAAAACUAAUGAUUGUGGUGAUUAACAUAACAAUAAAAAUUUUUUUUAAAAAGGAAGAACUUGGGCGCCUGGGUGGCUCAGUUGGUUAAACGACUGCCUUCGGCUCAGGUCAUGAUCCUGGAGUCCCGGGAUCGAGUCCCGCAUCGGGCUCCCUGCUCGGCAGGGAGCCUGCUUCUCCCUCUGACCCUCCCCCCUCUCAUGUGCUCUCUGUCUCUCUCAUUCUCUCUGUCUCAAAUAAAUAAAUAAAUAAAUAAAAUCUUUAAAAAUAAUAAUAAUAAAAUAAAAAAAAUAAAAAGGAAGAACUUCCCCAAGGUCACUGCCCUGUGACUCUUCAGAUAGUGAGUGAGUUCCCCAUCACUGGGGGUAAGCAACAGGAGCUGACGUUUUACAGAAGUCUUCAGACACCACACAGCAUCCAUCCAUGACCCUGCCUCUCCCAGGCGGUUUAUUGCCCCCACCCUCCACCUGGGCCAGAUGACAGGGCGUCGUUGGAGGAAGGGGCACAGGAAACGUGGUGGGACCCCUAGACCAGAGAGGAGCUUGGCCACCCACCAGGCAGUUACGACAGUAUUCUUAAGGACCUUGUAGGAAGGCUGAAAACCAGGUCUGUUCCUGCCCAGGUGUGCAGUUAUAGCUGAUGACUGAGUACCACCUGGACCACUGGGGUCCUCGUCUGUAGCGUAGGUCUGAGGUCAAAUCCACCGCUGCAUGUAUAUAUGAGGCCAAGUCCAUGGACGGGCUUGAUGGUUGACCUGGAUCCCGGAUCCUUCAAGACCUUUCUGAGAUGAGCCCGAGAGAAGGCUGGGCCAACCCUGGAGGUUUUGAGCACAGGAUUCAGACAGAACUCUGAAGGGGGUGCCAGCCCUUCUCCCCGGACUGUGUGGCUGGAAACGUCGGGAGGCCCUGGUCCUGCUCCCACCUGCUUCAACGCCACUCGGGGUGAGGCAUAGCGACAGCCGAAGGGGUGUCCUGCGACCCCAAACUCCACCCGAGUUGGGCAGAACCGAAUGGUUUUCUCCCUUCACAUCCUCCUGACCUUGGUUGCCAUAACAACCCCUAAGGCCCCUCAAAAUGACAUCCAAGUGCCUUUAGCAUCAUCAACGAUGGGAGGGGUGUGUUCUCAGCAGCGUCAGGACUCGCAGAACGGCAGCGUAUUGGGAUCUCCCGCCCCCUCUGCUCACCCCCCAUCCCAACAUGAACCAAGACCCCCUCCAGCGCCCCCAGCCCCCUCCUGUUGUAUUUGGUUGGAAUCCAAUAAAAAUGAAGCUGAUUUAAUAACGGACUUAAGGGUUGUUGGUUUUUUUGUUUUUGUAAUUCUCAUGGGAGGAAUGGGGGCAGGAAGGAGUGGCUGCUGGGGUCCCCAGGGGGAGCCGUCUGGUUCCAGCCCCGAAGCUGGCCCUGUGUCACGGGGCGCUUGUGGAGACAGAAGGACUUGCGGUGAUGACAUUACAGGUCUUGCUUCGGGAGCACCCAUGCUGUUCCCGGUGCUGUUCCCCAGCUGCCGGUAUUAACUCCUUUGGGGCAGGUAAGAGCCCUGAGAGCUGGGUCCUUUUAGGAUCUCACUUUACAGAUGGGCCAAGGGGAAGUCAGGGGGUGGAGGGCAUUUGCCCAGAGUCCCCAGCUGGGGGAAGAAGGGGUGCUCCCCGCUGUGCUUCCUCCCUCCAGGCUGGGGGGUCUCCCCUCUUCUGAGUGGGUACCAGCAGUCUCUGCUUCUGGGGGCUCGGAAAAAAAGCAGGCAGCUUAAAAAAAAAAAGAUUUAUUUGUUUGUUUAUUUGUUAUUUGAAUCAUCUCUACCCCCAACGUGGGGCUUGAACUCACAACCCCAAGAUCAAGAGUCACAUGCUCUUCUGACUGAGCCGGCCGGGGGCCCCCUAAGAGCAGGCAGCUUUUAGGGGCCCCUGGGUGGCUCAGUGGGCUGAGCCUCCGACUCUUGGUUGCGGCUCCGGUUGUGAUCGCAGGGUCGUGGGAUCGAGCCCCAUGUCGGGCUCCCUGCUCAGCGCAGAGUCGGCUUGGGAUUCUCUCUCUCCCGGAGUCUCCCUCUGGCCCUCCCUUACUCAGGGGCACGCACUCUCUCUCUCAGCUUUUAAACAAAGCACUUUGUCCGCCCUUCCUGGAAGGAGGUAGGUGGAGUCAGAGCGGUCAGCAGACCCCAGCCCCGGGCAAGGUGGCCAAGGGUGGCGUCUCCCGUGCUGCUCAGCGCCUCUCUGCGGGCCUCGGGGUCCCCGUCUGAAGAGUGUCCUUUCCCGCCCUGCAGGAGACAGCAGUGGGACGGGGACGUGUCCGGCUGUGGGGUGACCCCUCCGUGCCUGAUUUCAAAGAAGCCGCCAGGCGAGGAUGCCGGCCUCGGGCAAGGGUGCCGGCCCGGGGAGCCUCCUUCCCCUGGUCCUCCCACAGCAAAGGGAGGAGAAACCCGCCCCUCGGCAGGGGCUGCCCGGCUCCCUGGUUCCAACCGGGAGCGAAACCCAGGAUUUCCUGAGUCCCGUCUCGGUCUUGGGGUGAGGCUGAGGGGUCCUCCUUCCAAGGCCCAGCUGAACAGGGACCCAAACCAAGGAGGGGCCGCUCUCAGGGUGUCUGUGGGGUCCCCCCGGAACACAGGACAGCACGCCUGGGCCCGGGAGGAGGGCGCUGAAUAUCCCUGCCUUGACUUACCCUCCCAGAUGGAGCUGGAAUGGUGUGCAGCUUCCUCCAGGGCACCCACAGUCCUCGCGUCUCUGAGCCCCAUCUUCCCGGCACAGACUCUCUCUUCCAGGCCCUUCCAGGCAGUGCCCCCCCCCCGAGACCCCGAGCCGUGCACAGGGACGCCCCAUAACGAAACUGAAAUUUAUUAGUUGACAGUUCUGGAGCUCAAAAGUCUAAAAUGUGUCAGCAGGGCUGGUCCCCCCCGGGGCCCCUGGGAGACCUGGCUCCUGCCUUUUCCUGGCCCGCAGACCCCCCUCCAUCCUCAUCCCCAGCAGCGCGGGGUCUGCCCAUCUCCGGGACUCCCACCCUCU
This is a messenger RNA of Mirounga angustirostris (Northern elephant seal), 6549 nucleotides long. RefSeq names its product leucine rich repeat and Ig domain containing 3 (gene LINGO3). The record is from RefSeq and is a predicted model, not a curated record. The coding region runs from base 403 to 2181 and encodes 592 amino acids. Gene Ontology annotation, molecular function: protein binding. The transcript has a single exon. Gene Ontology annotation, cellular component: extracellular matrix. NCBI's taxonomy places the organism in Eukaryota, Metazoa, Chordata, Mammalia, Carnivora, Phocidae.